AUGAAUAAUUUCACUUCAGUUUAUGAAAGUGGUCAACUUAACAACUGGGGCACAAGUUCUGUUCAUCAUAUUGAUAAUGUUUCUGAUAGUUUCAUGAGUAGUGAUAAAUAUGGAAAUUAUAUUAUCAUUCAUAAAAACGAAACAUCAAUUUUUCUUAGUAUAUUAGUAUUUUCUGUGUAUAUUAUCACUAUGUUAUCUUCUUUCAUUGGCAAUACAAUAGCAAUAUGUAUAUUUUUACGAAAACGUAAAAAAUUUGGCAUAAAAUAUCAUACUACAAUAAAACCAUUUGCCAGGACUAAAAAACUGGUAGAUUCAAAUUCAGAAAAUUAUCUACAGUCAUUAAAGAAUCGUCAAGUUGAUGGAAAUUAUGACACUUCAGCGAGUAAUUAUGAUCACAAUAAUUUUUUGAAAAAGAACCUGGAUAAUUCAAUAGAAAAAGCACCGAAGCACUUACACCAUGUUAUGAGAAACACAUACCAAAAGCAAACAUUUUAUAUGAAUGGAGCAUUUAAUUAUUAUUUAGCCAGUUUAGGAAUAUCUGAUUUAUUCAUGGGCCUUUUUUGUAUUCCGUUUACAUUUACACAAAUUUAUUUACAUCACUGGCCAUUUCCUGAUUUAAUGUGCCCAAUUGUUGUUUAUGUACAAAUGGUUAUGGUUACAGCCUCGUCAUUAACAAAUACAGUUAUUAGUCUAAACCGAUUAUUUGGUAUAAUAAGUCCAUUUAGAUUUGAUCAUUGGCCUAGUAGACAUCAAAAAUCAUUGACUAUCUGCAUAAUAAUAAGUAUUUGGGCUAUUUCACUUAGCGGUAGUACAGUACAACUGUUUGCAACCAGAACACAAAUACAAGAACAAGAUAAAAAUUCAUUAGAGCAACAAGAAGGAUAUUUAGCUGAUCGUAAACUAUGUCAGGAAUCAUGGGAUGGAGAUGACUAUAAGCGAUCAAUUUAUACAGUUGUACUUUUCUUAGUAAUCUACAUUAUUCCACUGGGAAUACAAACAUCAACCUAUGGAUAUAUUAGUUUUAGGUUAUGGAACCGCAAAACACCUGGGGAGUCAAUUAAAGGUGUAGAAGAUAUGCGGAUUAAAGAAAAGAAACGAAUCAUUAAAAUGUUGGCUUUCAUUGUCGCGAUGUUUGGUAUUUGUUGGCUUCCAUCACAUUUGUUCUUCCUUCUACAAGAUUUUAGUCCAUUAUUUCGCAAUAUGCCUGAAAAUACAACCAGACUUGUGUAUGGUAUGUGCCACUGGAUAGCAAUGUCGAACAGCUUUGUCAAUCCAAUUAUUUAUCUAAUCAUGAGUAAAUCGUUUCGGACUGAUUUCAAACAAAUACUGAAGUGCAUAUUCCCCUGUUGGAAAUCACAUAAUCUAAAUUCUUGA
Molecule: messenger RNA, 1374 nt
Organism: Schistosoma curassoni
Lineage: Eukaryota; Metazoa; Platyhelminthes; Trematoda; Strigeidida; Schistosomatidae
Source: the annotation of a GenBank genome assembly